ACCAUCAUUUUUCCAUGCACUUCACCAACAUCUAAUUUCCUCCGCUCCCUCUCUCAAAACCUGACACCAUUAUCUGUAUCAGAACACCCAAAAAUCAACCAUGACUAGUUCAGGUAGUUCAAUCACGACUAAGAUGGUUAUGGUUUUUCUUCUAUCCAUCAGUUCUCUAGUAUUGGCAGCAUCGGCCGGUAACUUCUACCAAGAUUUUGACAUCACUUGGGGUGAUGGGCGUGCAAAAAUACUCAACAACGGCCAGCUUCUAACGCUGUCUCUUGACAAGACCUCUGGCUCUGGUUUUAAGUCGAAGAAGGAAUACUUAUUUGGCAAGAUUGAUAUGCAGCUAAAGCUGGUGCCCGGCAACUCAGCUGGAACCGUCACCGCUUACUAUCUAUCAUCUCUGGGGUCAGCUCAUGAUGAAAUCGACUUUGAAUUUCUGGGUAACCUAAGUGGAGAUCCCUAUAUCCUCCAUACAAAUGUCUUUACGCAGGGGAACGGCAAUAGGGAGCAACAGUUCUAUCUUUGGUUUGACCCCACCAAGGACUUCCACACCUACUCCAUUCUAUGGAAUCCUCAAAGCAUUAUUUUCUCCGUGGAUGGAACUCCCAUUAGAGAGUUGAAGAAUUUAGAAUCAAAAGGCGUCCCUUUCCCAAAGAACCAACCCAUGUGGAUAUACUCCAGCCUCUGGAAUGCCGACGAUUGGGCGACACGAGGUGGCCUAGUGAAGACCGAUUGGAGCCAAGCUCCAUUCACUGCUUCUUAUAGAAACUUCAAGGCCCAAGCUUGCAUUUGGUCUUCAGGCUCCUCCUCUUGUUCAUCCAAUAAUUCAUCCGCUAACUCCUGGUUGACAGAAUCCCUUGAUGCGACAGGGCAAGAGAGAAUAAAAUGGGUGCAGAAGAAUUACAUGAUUUACAACUAUUGCACUGAUAUCAAGCGCUUCCCCCAGGGACUCCCUCCCGAAUGUUGAUCACUUGCAUGAACUUCAUUUUGUAAUUAACUAUCAAACCAUGCACUUAAUAAUGUCCUGUUUCACAGCCAA
Juglans regia (Persian walnut) is the source of this 1036-nucleotide messenger RNA. Its product is annotated as probable xyloglucan endotransglucosylase/hydrolase protein 23. NCBI's taxonomy places the organism in Eukaryota, Viridiplantae, Streptophyta, Magnoliopsida, Fagales, Juglandaceae. Gene Ontology annotation, cellular component: cell wall; apoplast. Gene Ontology annotation, molecular function: hydrolase activity, hydrolyzing O-glycosyl compounds; xyloglucan:xyloglucosyl transferase activity. Gene Ontology annotation, biological process: cell wall biogenesis; xyloglucan metabolic process. The transcript is spliced from 3 exons. The record is from RefSeq and is a predicted model, not a curated record. The coding region runs from base 101 to 964 and encodes 287 amino acids.